AUGGAGAUAGCGCUAGCAAUGGAGAGCGCUGAGAGGGAUUUGCAGGCUUUGCAGAGUGUGCAACAUGGAACUGUUCUGCAGUUAGGGCAGGAACCUGCCGCCGAGUGUGGCGCGAAGAUCAGGGAGGCUAUCGCGAACUUCAAGACAAACCGAAUCCACGCUGAAGUACACCUGCAGCCACAGGCUUUGUCGAUUGAGCAAGAGUUUAACACUCAGUCCCAGUUCCACACCUUUGUGGCUUUAGCCAACGGUGCUUUCUGUAACAUUUCAAACAGUUCCUCUCCGCCAAACGGGCUUGUAUUUUGUCUCCAGAUAUUUGUAAUUAACAUUCUUGUUGUUGCCGCGCAGCGCCACGUUGGCCGCUCAAAGCGCUAUGUGAGUUGUGCAGGUUUGUUGCAGGUCGAAACCGGGGUCAAUUCGCCCUUUACCGUCUGGCGCUUUCUUCAGCGACCCUGCCCCAACCUGGGUGAUGCCCACAGAAGGGGAUUGGGGCACCAGGAGUUCUCUAAAACCAGAAGUAAACGUGAUUAUGUGGCAAAUUCGGGCUGGAUUAUGAACUCUGCUGCUGCUUUACAUGCCAGCUCCCCUCAGCUCCGUCCCAAAGCAGGGCAGCAAGCCUCCGACAUGUCAGUCUACUGCGAGAACUUCAACAGGUACCACCACCAGCAGAGCCUGCACCCCUCGCCCAGGCCGGCCAACUACCCGCUGGGGGAGUACCACGGGGCGGCCAACCCUUACCUGUGGCUCAACGGACCGGGGGUCAGCGGCUCGCCGCCUUACCUGGGCGGCAACAACCCGGGCCCCUUCGCCGGCCCUUCCUACGGCGGCCAGAAGCAGUUCCUGGGCGGCUCCUCGGGUUUCGGCGGGGGCGAGCUCGCCUGGCUCUCCAUCAGCAGCCAAGAGGAGCUGCUCAAGCUGGUCAGGCCCCCUUACUCCUACUCUGCCCUCAUUGCCAUGGCGAUUCAGAACGCCCCGGACAAGAAGCUGACCCUGAGCCAGAUCUACCAGUACGUGGCCGAGAACUUCCCCUUCUACAAGAAGAGCAAGGCGGGCUGGCAGAACUCCAUCCGGCACAACCUCUCCUUGAACGACUGCUUCAAGAAGGUGCCCAGGGACGAGGACGAUCCAGGGAAAGGGAAUUACUGGACCCUCGACCCCAACUGCGAAAAGAUGUUCGACAAUGGUAACUUUCGCAGGAAGAGGAAGCGGAGAACUGACUCCAACCCGGGCCUCGGGGGGUCGCUCAUUGCCAAAAUCCAGGACAGUCCAGGGCCUCCCGGCCUGAAGAUGACCGACAGCCCGCCGCUGUUGCUCGAAGCCACCUCGCCGGAGCCGGAACACUCCCGGGGCUCCACCGACGACCCGAAACCUUCCACGCCCUCGUCCAGCCCUUGUCUGAACAGUUUCUUCAGCAGCAUGACAGCCAUCGGCAGUGGUCCCAUCAGCAGACAAGUGUCAAUGGGACUUGCCAAUGACUUACUCCAGAGGAAUGUGUCCGGACUCGGUUCCUAUUCCUCCAACAGUAGCUUGUCCUCGCAGGAAGCCACCGAGCUGACGGACGCCUUUCACUUAAAUCGCGCGGGUUAUUACAACUCUUUCUCGGGGGGGCAGACAAACCAGUUCAACAGUCACUUCUACAACAGCUUCAGCGUCAACAGUUUGAUUUAUCCCCGGGAAGGCACGGAGGUCUGA
This is a messenger RNA of Carcharodon carcharias (great white shark), 1692 nucleotides long. RefSeq names its product forkhead box I2 (gene foxi2). The transcript is spliced from 5 exons. Gene Ontology annotation, molecular function: DNA-binding transcription factor activity, RNA polymerase II-specific; RNA polymerase II cis-regulatory region sequence-specific DNA binding. Bases 1 to 1692 code for a protein of 563 amino acids. The record is from RefSeq and is a predicted model, not a curated record. Lineage: Eukaryota; Metazoa; Chordata; Chondrichthyes; Lamniformes; Lamnidae. Gene Ontology annotation, biological process: cell differentiation; anatomical structure morphogenesis; regulation of transcription by RNA polymerase II.